This is a messenger RNA of Cryptomeria japonica (Japanese cedar), 1284 nucleotides long. RefSeq names its product flavonol synthase/flavanone 3-hydroxylase. The record is from RefSeq and is a predicted model, not a curated record. The transcript has 3 exons. Lineage: Eukaryota; Viridiplantae; Streptophyta; Pinopsida; Cupressales; Cupressaceae. Bases 81 to 1088 code for a protein of 335 amino acids.
UCUAUAUAAGGAAACUAUGUUCCCACAGUCUAAGCAUAUAACACAAAUCCUCUGUUGUGUUGUUAUAGCAAUCUGGUGUAAUGGCAGCAGUUCGAGUGCAAUCCAUUGCGAUGGGUGGAAUAGAGGCAAUACCUUCUCAGUUCAUCAGAGCCAACCAUGAGAGGCCUGCUCUCAAUGCUCCUUCUGCCAAAAUUCCGCUCAUAGACAUGUCCAAGUUAGAUGCAUCACCUGAUCUACUCCAACAAACGGUUGCAGAAAUAGGAAGUGCAGCUCAGGAGUGGGGGAUAUUUCAAGUGGUGAAUCAUGGAGUUUCAGACGAUUUGAUCCGACGCUUGCAAACCGUGGGAAAAGAGUUCUUCGAUCUUCCUCAGGAAGAAAAGGAAACGUAUGCCAACAAUGCGGAGGAAGGCAAUCUUGAAGGCUAUGGCACUAAACUGGCACAAAAUAUUGAGGGAAAGCUGGGGUGGACUGACUACUAUUUCCAUCUACUAUGGCCUCCUUCCCGCCGGAAUUUUAAUACCUGGCCUAGACGCCCUUCUUCUUACAGAGAGGUAUGUGAAGAAUAUGGGGGAGAGAUUGUGGACGUGGUAGAUAAGCUUCUUUCUGCUCUUUCUAUCAAUCUUGGGCUGCAAGAAUGUUCAUUGAAGGAAGCGAUUGGUGGGGAAAAUAUGGAAAUGGAGAUGAAGAUAAAUUACUAUCCGCCCUGUCCUCAGCCGGAUCUCGCUCUGGGAGUUGUCCCUCACACUGACAUGAGCGCUUUAACUCUGCUUGUAUCGAACCAAGUUCCUGGACUACAAGUUCACAAAGACUCUAACUGGGUUGCUGUUGAUUAUGUUCCAAACGCCAUUAUCGUCCACAUCGGCGAUACACUACAGAUAUUGAGCAACGGUAAGUACAAGAACGUUUUUCACAGGAGCGUGGUGAGUAAAGACAAGGUUAGAAUGUCAUGGCCAGUAUUUUGCAAUCCUCCGGGGAAUAAAGUACUGGCCCCCAUGAAAGAGUCGCUCGAUGAUCACAGUCCUGCCUUGUUUGCUGCCAAAACAUUCGCAGACUACAGACGUUGCAAGAUAAACAAGGUCGACAAGUAAAAGUACAACCUGUCCUCAGAUCCGAUUGUCAGAAGUCUACUUGUCUUUGACUAUGAUGGUGUAACUUCCCUUUGUUGUGUGGUCAUUAGUAUUAGAAUGAUGAUGAGUGCUCUUUAGAAAAGCUUAUUUUGUUAACAUUUGUUAAUAUUUUAAUAUUAAGUAAUAUUAUAUAAUUUUGAGGGAAGAUUUUAUUAAA